AUGGAAGUUGAUGAACGAAGUUCCAGAGCCAACUAUCAAAUACGUAUAAGUUCCUAUAGUGUCAAAAUCGCUGGCAUCGAGCGUUGCCCUAUGACGCUGUCCGCGGUGCGCGCUGCGCCAGAGAAACACACGGAUUCUCCGGGGAAUCACGAUUUACCGUCGAGCGCAGUGUCCGUGGCGCCGUCUGAUUUAGACAUCCACUCGCUUACUACCGUUAAGGGUUGGAUAGGGACACCGUCAGACUUUAUGGUGCCGAAAGCUUCUUUCGAUGCGGCUUCUAACAGCGCGCUGGCUUCCCUUACAGCGGGAGCAUCGGCACGAGAUGUCGGCUCCAUCUCGCUGUCCAGCGACCUCGCACCCCUUCGCUUGCCGCCGGAGAGGGUGGACACGCUCAGCAGCACAGAAGACUUCGAGCACAUGGCGCAACUAUCGCUGAAAGCUCGGCGCGAAGAGUUGGUGCGCUCCGCUGAGGAGCUGCAGGCUGAGCGUAAGGCAUUUGUGGAGCGUAUGCGCCAGGAGCGUCUCGUGGAGGCUGAGAAGCUGAGUGAGGAGCGCCGGCGCCACGGUCAGGAAAUAGCGUCGCAGCUGAAGCACGUACAAUUCGAACGCGAGGAAUCGCGUCGGCGAAUUGAGGAGGAGCGCCAGAAGCUGGAGCACGAAAAAGACAUUUUCGCGAACUACAUGCAGCUCGAAUCGGCGAAAUUGCGCCAACGUGUUGAGCUAUUCGAGCAGGACCAGCGCAAGGUGCUGGACAACAAGGUCGCAACCCAGACCAUGGUUGACAUCAAUGUCGGCGGCGUUGUAUUCGAGACCUCUAGACACACGAUCGCCAAGCAGCCCACGUCGUUCCUCGCCGACCUGAUCAGCGGCCGCCACGAGGUGGGACGUGACCGCCAGGGUCGCAUCUUCCUCGAUCGUGACUACGAGCUGUUUAGGCUAAUCCUGAACUUCAUGCGCAACCCGGAGUGCUUACCCGUCCCCAAGGACCUCGCGGAGAGCACGCUUAUACUAAACGAGGCGGCCUACUACAAGAUCAAGUUCAGCCCGUAUCCCCUGGCGCUGUGCCUUGGCGGCCACGACGGGCGUGCGCCUCUCGGUGCGGUAGAGGUGCUCGACCGUGAGAACAUGUGCUGGCGCAACUGUUCGCCGAUGCAGACGGCUCGUAUGUAUUUCGGAGCGGGGACGCUAAACAAUUUCGUGUACGCGUUUGGCGGCCACAACCUCGACUACAAGGCCCUGUGCGAAACCGAGAUGUACGACAGGUUGCGUGACACUUGGCACACCGCCGCCUCGCUGAAUAAGGCUCGCCGCAACAACGGCGGUUGCGCUUUUGGUGACAGGCUCUUUUGCGUUGGGGGGUUCGACGGCCAGUCGGUGUUGGACUCAGUCGAGUCGUACGACGUUCGGAUGCGCAACUGGAUCCAUCUAGCGCCGCUCACCACCCCGCGGUCGUCUCCCAUGCUUGCGCCGCAAAACGGUAUGCUCUACGCGCUGGGAGGCACCAGCGGGGAGCGGCUGCAGAGUGUGGAGCGCUAUGAUCCACGCAUGAACAAGUGGGAGGCGAUGCCCGGCGCGCUGCUUAAGGUACGCAGCGCCGGAGCCGCCUGCGCGUACAACAACGAGCUGUACCUCAUCGGAGGAAUCGACAACAUGCACACUAUCCACAACUCUCUGGAAACGUGGAACUCGACUUCACAGGCAAGCCGGUACCUGAUGGAAGCGCCGGUUGAGCUCAUGGACACAUCGCUGACGUGCUGCGGCGACUCGCUUCUACUGACGGGCGGUCAGAACACGCAGGUCUCCGACGCCACGUAUAUAUACAAACCGGAAGUCGACGAGUGGUCCAAGGGUCCCGCACUACUUCUACCGAGAUACGGCCAUUGCACUGUGUACUUGGACAUUUAA
Molecule: messenger RNA, 1905 nt
Organism: Babesia bigemina
Lineage: Eukaryota; Apicomplexa; Aconoidasida; Piroplasmida; Babesiidae
Product: kelch repeat and K+ channel tetramerisation domain containing protein, putative
Exons: 6
Coding region: 1-1905 (634 amino acids)
Biological process (GO): protein homooligomerization
Molecular function (GO): protein binding
Source: RefSeq, a predicted model, not a curated record